AUGUCGUGGGAUAACAUUGUUUUGUCAUUACAGGAGACGUCAAAUACAUUACUUGCAGAAAACACCAAAGCGAUUAGUACGAAAGCCAAGCCGAAGGCUAAGAACAAAGUAAAAUCGAAAAAUAUAGAUGAUGAUAGUACCAAUGGACUCAACCAGAUUUCACUGGAUGUACUUUUGAAGGUCAGCAAACAGCUAACAACGACACUAGAAGACGUUGAAAUGUUUUUGAAAGAAAAGGAUGUUUCGUUCAACACCACCUCAUUAGCCACAGAUGAAAGUAUUCACGAUUUGAUUCCCUCCAAUGAAGCUGAUGAUAUUGAUAAUGAAAAUCUGGCUUUUGAAGGAGAUUUGACUGCAGGAAGGACAGCAAUAUCUUCAAAAGAAAUGUCAGCCAAUUCUACCAGCACCAAUACCACAAUGACUUACCAAAGUGGCCUCAAUGCUAAAGGGCGCGGUAGAGGAAGACCACAAGGUUCUACAAACUCAAGACUACAAGGCUCUGGAGUUUCUGCGUCUGCUGUUUCUUCGAAGUCAUUUUCGGCCCACUCGAAUAAUACCGCCUCAACGAAUGCAGAAGCUGAUGAAGGAUCAGAUAAUACUGCAGUAAACAGCACUAAUUCGGUUGGUAAUUCUUCUUCAGCUACUGGCGCAGCUGUUUCUGAUAAACUUAUUACAAUUGGUGCCAGGUAUGGAUAUCCACCUCCACCUCCAUUGUCGUCCUACAACGGAAAAAUAGGACGCUCUUUUUACACAUCAGCAUAUAAUCCCUCCACGCCUAUCUUGCCAAACUCCCAGGUUGCAUACUGUCCAAGCAAUGGAAGAGAUGGCGCCAACAAUUUUGCAACGAUGCACAGUGAGUGGAUAUUAUGCAGAGUUUUGAGAGUGAUAAGUGAGACCAGAUUUGAAAUCCAAGAUCCAGAGCCCGACGAGAUGCAUCCACAGGGACAGGUGUUCAGAGCUAACUACAAAGAAAUCAUCUUGGUACCGUUACAUCUUGUAAGUAGCAGUAUCUCAAAGCUGAAAGAGUACAAAAGUGGGACUAGAGUCCUUGCGAAAUACCCUGAGACCACUACCUUCUACCCUGCAGAAGUGAUGGCAAGCAAACAUGGGAACUGUAUGCUUCGUUUCGAAGGUGAAGAAGAGGUUGGAAAGCUGACACCUGUUGAUCGUGUCUUUGUUUUACCGUGCCCAAAAUAG
Pichia membranifaciens NRRL Y-2026 is the source of this 1197-nucleotide messenger RNA. RefSeq lists its product as hypothetical. Gene Ontology annotation, cellular component: SAGA complex. The record is from RefSeq and is a predicted model, not a curated record. The coding region runs from base 1 to 1197 and encodes 398 amino acids. The transcript has a single exon. NCBI's taxonomy places the organism in Eukaryota, Fungi, Ascomycota, Pichiomycetes, Pichiales, Pichiaceae.